Molecule: messenger RNA, 468 nt
Organism: Durusdinium trenchii
Lineage: Eukaryota; Dinophyceae; Suessiales; Symbiodiniaceae
Source: the annotation of a GenBank genome assembly
AUGCCUUGGAAGCUAGUUGGUGAGGUGGCACACAGCAGAGGAGAUUUCCGAGAAGCUAUCAGAUGCCAAUACAACUGGCUUAUCAAACGAUCUUACAAGCUUUACAGGAAGUUCCGAUUUUGGCUUCCUACCGAAUAUCCGGUCCAGUUCGGCUACACCGAUACCGAGGGCAACAUUGUGCCAGUGGACGAUGGACCACUGGAUCUUGGCACAGAGCCUCUAGAAAUGAAGGCCAUGUUGCAGAGAUGCGGCUUUUUCCCCAAAGAGAAGCCAAGAAAGUGGCGACAUAUCCAGCAAAACAUCAAGGAUAUGUCCGAGUCGAAGAAGGACUUCCACAGAAAGAAGGCUUGGUUUAUGAAGCGCCACUUCAACACCAGGAUAGAAGCCCACAAAUGGUACGAUCCCAGGAAGUAUCGUGGUCGCUAUAUGCACGUCCAGAAGUUCAAGAGGGGCAUUGCUGGGAGCUGA